ACCUUGCUGUAGGGUUUGAGUAACAGGACCUCUGGACUCUGGGAUAGAAUCACUUGGGAGCCCAGAAGAACAGAGGGACUAAGAGAACAGGCCAGAGCUGUGCCUCUGCUCUAGCAGGGCUGGUGGAGGCUUUUGGUGAAGAGGAGUUCUGCUGUGAGGUGAUCAUGGAUAUUGGGCACUGCUAAGAGUGAGCUGGGCAUGGCUGCCACCCUUCGAGUCCUACCUGGCUUUGUGCGCACCCGCCCCUGCCCAGUACUUUGGGGGAGUCCAGCUUCCUGGUCUGUUAGCAACAUGGCCCUGGCGGAGCAGGCCUGGCAAUUGUUUGAGGGUGCAGUGGAUGCAGUGAUGCCAGGCCCCAUGUUACACCGGACCCUGGCACUAGACACAGAGACUGGCCAGCUGAAGAUUCGGGAUAGGAACUUUAAACUCCAUCACAAUCUUUACCUGGCAGGCUUUGGCAAAGCUGUGCUGGGCAUGGCGGCUGUGGCGGAGGAGCUACUGAGUGAACACCUGGUUCAGGGUAUAAUCAGCGUGCCCAAGGGCAUCCAAGCAGCUUUGGAACGUGCUGGCAUGAAGGAGAUGCUGCUGAAGCCACAGAGCCGGAUCCAAGUGUUGGAGGGAGCCAAGGACAACCUGCCUGAUGGGGAUGCCCUGCAGGCUGCACUGGCCAUCCGGGACUUAGCAGAGGGGCUGACAGCUGAUGACCUGCUGCUGGUCCUGAUCUCCGGGGGAGGCUCAGCCCUGCUUCCUGCUCCAAUCCCACCAGUUACUCUAGAAGAGAAACAGUUGCUCACCAAGAUGCUGGCAGCUAGGGGUGCCACAAUUCAGGAGCUAAACACCAUCCGUAAGGCCUUGUCCCAACUCAAGGGUGGGGGCCUGGCCAGGGCUGCUUACCCCGCACAGGUGGUGAGCCUGAUCUUGUCAGACGUAGUAGGGGACCCUGUGGAUAUUAUUGCUAGCGGUCCCACAGUAGCAAAUGACCACAGCGUUCAGGAUUGCCUGCACAUCCUCAGCCGGCAUGACCUCCGGGGAAUCUUACCCCGCUCCGUCAAGACAGUGUUGUCCCGGGCCGACUCAGAUCCCCGUGGCCCUCCUGGCUGUGGCCACGUCCUCAAUGUGGUUAUCGGCUCCAAUUCACUGGCUCUGGCUGAGGCCCAGCGUCGUGCUGAGGCCCUGGGUUACCAAACUCUGGUUCUAAGCACAGUCAUCGAAGGUGAUGUGGGCCACCUGGCUCGAUUCUAUGGGCUGCUGGCUCAGGUAGUUGGUAUCCGCCUCUCCUCUCAGGAUAUGAAGACCAAGAAGGAGGAAGAUGAGCUUCAGGAACUGGUAGAAGAGCUACAACUCUCAGACAUAAAGUUGGAGGAAGUCCUGCAGGCUGUGGAGGGGGCCAAGGGUCCCGUCUGCCUUCUGGCCGGAGGGGAGCCCACAGUGCGGCUGAGGGGCUCAGGCAAGGGUGGCCGAAACCAAGAGCUUGCGCUGAGGGUGGCUGUAGAGAUGAGCGGGUCCCCACCGAGUGCCUGGGAGGCUCUGUUCCUCAGUGGUGGAACUGAUGGGCAGGAUGGUCCCACAGAGGCAGCAGGGGCCUGGGUCACCCCAGGGCUAGCCAGCGAGGCAGCAGCCGAGGGGCUGGAUGUAGCGGCUUUCUUGGCCAACAAUGAUUCAAACACCUUCUUCCGACGCCUAAAGGGUGGUGUCCACCUCCUUUGUACUGGGCUGACUGGCACCAACGUCAUGGAUAUUCACCUGCUGCUCCUCCGGCCCUGCUGAUAGGGCCAGUACAGGACUCACAAUUUCCUCAGGGGCUAGAAGGCAGGGCAGGGCCCCCAGGGGAAUCUGCUCCCAGCCCUUAAAGGCUCUUUAUAUGGAAUUCACUGGGCCGCUGCAGGCUUUGAACCUGUGAUGGAUGCCUAGGGAACAGAGAGCACUCAGCAGACCCAUCUCUGACUUGUUAGGCCUCUGUAGCAGUCUUCCCUUGGGGAUCACUCCUCUGCCCCCCCCACAUUUCACUUCUCUUUUUCCCCUGUUGGCUCCCCUGAGAGAGGCAGCGAUUGUGGCAGAAGGACCUUCCAACAAGUCACUGCUCUUCUGCUAGGUCUCUUCUCUUCACCUUGUCCCCUUGCACUGUUCCUCUCUCUAGCCUACUUUUGCCCCAGGAGGGGUUGGUGAUGACAAAAAAUGUGAGUCUGAGUGUUUGGGAAAGGGUGUGAAAAAUAAAAAGGAUUCAUUUAUUG
This is a messenger RNA of Dromiciops gliroides (monito del monte), 2231 nucleotides long. It is a transcript of the gene GLYCTK, whose product is annotated as glycerate kinase. Gene Ontology annotation, biological process: protein phosphorylation. The transcript is spliced from 5 exons. Gene Ontology annotation, cellular component: cytoplasm. The record is from RefSeq and is a predicted model, not a curated record. The coding region runs from base 199 to 1767 and encodes 522 amino acids. Gene Ontology annotation, molecular function: glycerate kinase activity. Lineage: Eukaryota; Metazoa; Chordata; Mammalia; Microbiotheria; Microbiotheriidae.